UCGGCAGCUCCAACGCACGUUCCAGAUCGUGCAGAGAGAGCGAGCGAGCGCAAGUAGCGAGGUUACAGCAAGCGAACGAGUGUCCGUCCGCGUGAGACGAGCUGCAGACAGUGACGUGCUCGUGUGUUGAGCGGUGGUUGCGCGCGGUUCCCGUCCGAACAAAAGAGCGAGAGAAGAGGUCCUUGGCUCCGGCGCAAGUGAUCCUCCUCCUUCUCCUCCUUACUCGUUGACCAUCGCCUUUUGUUUAUAAAAUCACCGAAACAACAACGCACGCGCCGGCGCCGAAGCGACUCGUGCAAACUGCGCCCGCUCGGAGUGAGCCUUCCGGGCGAACGAAGAAAGAGUAGGAGGAGGAGGAGAAGAGGAAGAAGGAGUAGGAGGAGGAGGAGAAGAGGAAGAAGGAGUAGGGGUGGUGGUGCUGGUGCAGUGAAAGUGAAUUCGCUCAGCCGGGGAACGACUGCGCGCGCGUGAUUCCCGGAGCGCACGGCCACUGCGGGGGCGGGGAGAGGGCGCAGAGUUUGACGAGCACCAUCGCCGGUAAAAUGGCCAGACUCGGGCACGCCAUGCCAGCGGUCGUCGGGCUGCUGCUGUGCACGCUGGCGGAGCAGUGCGGCGCGCAGGCUGUGGGCUGCGGCAGCGACGUCCAGUGGCCCUUCACGAGGCUGUGCGACCAGACUCUCGCGUGGGGCAUCGUUCUGGAGUCGAUCGCCGCCGCCGGAAUCGUCAUCUGCUUCAUCCUGGCGUUUGUGCUGCUCGGCAGUAUCCCCUUCAUCAAGCAGAACGGGAAGAAGGACUUCGUCCCUGUGCAGGUGGUCUUCACGGUGGCCACGAUGGGGCUGUACGGCCUCACGUUUGCGUUCAUCGUCUUAAAUACACCGCAGACCUGCCCGACACGACGCUUUCUCUUCGGUGUGCUCUUCGCCAUCUGCUUCUCUUGCCUCAUCACGCACGCAUACGCGAUUAUCAGCCUCAACCGCGGCGCAGAAGGGCACUCCCCCUGGAAGCUGCUGGGAAUCGUGGCGCUCCUCUCCCUCGUGCAGGUCAUCAUCAACGUGGAGUGGCUCAUCACGACCAUGGUGAGGCCCUUCCAGCAGCCGUGCCUCUAUAUGCCAAUGGACUUUGUCAUGGCCCUCAUCUACGUGAUGGUGCUAAUUUUCGUCGGCUUCGUCAUGUCCAUCUUGGUGGUUGCCGGAAAAAAUCGCAACUGGAGGAAGCACGGGGUUUUCAUGCUGAUCACCCUGAUAUUCUCCGUCUCCAUCUGGAUCGUUUGGAUCGUCAUUUAUGUGCGUGGCAUCGACGACCUGGAACAGCGGGGCAACUGGGAUGACCCCGUGCUGGGCAUUGCCCUGCUGUCCAAUGCCACCGCUUUCCUGUUCUUCUACAUCAUCCCCGAAGUAAGCCAGCUCAACAAGACGACGAGCCACGGGGACAUGGAGAACCACUUCCUCCCCGCGCGCCCUGCGCAGAACCCGCCUGCCACCCUGCCAAAGCCGUACGUCGUCGAGAAUAGAGCCUUUGCCUUGGAUGAGCCCAACUCUGGAUACAAGUCUGACUCACCGCUGAACGGUCAUCAUUCCAACCCGGUGUACCAGCCAACGCCGAUGAGUUUAAUGAUGAAUGGCAGGAAUGAUCACAUGAUUCCACGGGCGACCUACAACAAGGACGCGCACAAUGCCCCCACGGUACGUAUAGAGGACACCGACCGAGUGCCGCCUCGGAAGGCCUUUCUUCCCGCCAACAACCAAGGCCUGAACCACUUUCAAAGUGGGGAAGACUGGCGUACACCACUGUAGUAGACAUUUGUUGCUGUAAGCCCACCCGCUUUUAAACAGUGCAGCAAUUUCAAAUGUGCAGUAGCUUCUUGAAGUGAAAGCGAGAGUAACUCGUUUUCAAAUGAAAGAUUUAAACACCAGUAAUUUAUGCCUAUUAAAGUAUUCUUGUUUCAUAGGUCCCAACUGCUGGCUGGUAAAGGUGCAGCAGGUGACCUGAUGUGGAGGGGCUUGUGUCGUACGGAGCAAUGCCUGUGUACUGCUGGUUAGUAGCCACUUCCUAGCAAUUUGGACUUAAUGUGUCUACCAUCAAGCACCGGAAAUGAUUCUUUAUUUGUGUGUUUUUACCAAUAGUGCUUUAUGUUAAGAAAGGUUUUGGCUAAGAAAGACUUUACAUUUUAGUACGUGCUGUGGAUUGAUGUCCAUGAGCGUAAUACUUGCACAAAUGUACGUUAUUAUUUGUAGCUUGAAAAAAAAGUAAGUGAUGUAUAUUUACGCAUUUUUAACCUUUCGAAGGUUUGAUGUAUGUAAAAUAGUAGCAACUGUUUGGAAAGAAUGGCCAAAGACGUGAACAAAAUGUCAAACUGAGAUACGUUGGUUUGUGUAAAACAUGCUUUGUGUGUGAGUGUAUAUAUAUGUGUGUGCACAUAUACAUGUGAAACAUGUUUAUAUGUAAGGAGUGUAGGCACAUUUAUGUAUAUGUAUUUAAUGUAGUAAAUUGUGUGUAAAUACUAAUAAUGCUGGUAAACCAAGCUCAUACAGUGCGACCAAAGGUAAAGUUGAUAUUUCAUUUGGUCACCGGUUGAAGUGAAUUGUCCAGUUCCCGACAGAUGAAUGGCAAAUCAACACCCAUAGUAAAUUCAUAAUGGAAGGCAUUUCUUAGAAAUAAACACGCAUAUAUGCCAUGCCCAAAAUUUUCAGAAUCUGUUGAAUGGUGUGACAUUGUUAUGCUAAGAGCACAGGAGGGCUUCAUUAUCUGAAUAAAUACUUUCCUUUUGGUUAUCCUGUAGCUUGGACUUUUGUAUUCUUCACAAGUACAGAUGCACAUAAUGUUUGCUAUCUUUUCACAGCUUUUGUAUGUCUUGGCAAGUAUUUAUGCUGUAGUAUGCCUUUGUAUGAUAAAAAAAAAUACAUUGUCAUGUAUAGAGUGACUCUGACAGGCGCAGAAUUACACUGCACGCUGUUGUGCAUGUUUUAUUUAUACGUUGUUGUCUAAAAUAAAGAUAUCACAACAAAA
Lethenteron reissneri (Far Eastern brook lamprey) is the source of this 3006-nucleotide messenger RNA. RefSeq names its product G-protein coupled receptor family C group 5 member C-like. Gene Ontology annotation, cellular component: intracellular membrane-bounded organelle; signaling receptor complex; plasma membrane. Gene Ontology annotation, biological process: G protein-coupled receptor signaling pathway. Gene Ontology annotation, molecular function: G protein-coupled receptor activity; protein kinase activator activity. The record is from RefSeq and is a predicted model, not a curated record. NCBI's taxonomy places the organism in Eukaryota, Metazoa, Chordata, Hyperoartia, Petromyzontiformes, Petromyzontidae.